UGCGAAACAAAAGGGCAUCACGACGUUAAUAAAUACAAAAAUCUAUGGCUGCGAUUGUCGAAUUGUGUUGUUUUUAAUGAAAUAAAACUAAAAUAAAACGUAAAAAAAAUUGAAAAACUAAUGUGUACAUGUUAAAAAAUAUAACUUAUCGACGUACCGUCAUUCCGGAAAUUAGUACCUACUGGUUCAAUUUUCGAAAACUAAGUAGAAAUGCCUCAAGACACUAAAACGCAUCAAGACACUAAAAUGCCUCAAGACACUAAAAUGCAUGACAGUCCUAAAGAAAAUAAAAAUGCCGGAGAUGCCCCCUCGCCGGACCUGGCCAUGCCAGGGCGCUCCAAGGAGGAUGUUGAGAUGGUCAAGCAGCUGAUGUUACCGUCACCGCCGCCGGCACCGCCGAAAUCCCCGUCACGGCUCCUGUAUGAAGCACAAAUGCGGCGCUCCGAAGAGAGAAAGGCACGUUUCAAGACACGGUGGCCCGACAUAAAGAGGCCUCCGCUAGUCUGCAAGCCGUGGAAGCCGCCGGGGCCUCCAACACGAGAGCCACCACUGAAACUCGAGCUGCCCGCGCUGAAGCUGCGACGCUGGGUGCCGCCGUACCGGCGCGGGCGCCGCCGCCGCCCGCGCCUGCUGCGAAUCCCGCCCGAUGAAAUCAAUAAGGAAUUGUAUGAGUACGCCAAACUUAAGAAGAUUUGGCACAACUUUAGCCAAGUGGACCGAAAUAAGAUGAUGCUACGUGGCAAGUUAGCCUGCAACUCCAGGAGGUACCGAUGCGGCGUCGGAAGUGGUACCCAAACAGCGUGCAUAGCGUUCAUAGCGCGCGCCCUACUGAACGAUAAGGCAGCUUCAGAACUCACUCGACGAGAUGUGGAUGAAGUUAUCGAUACGGGGGACAAGUUCUACCACCAGUGCAUGUUGGCGUUGAAGUGCUACAAGGGCAGGCGUCAGUUGGAGUUGAAGCAACUCCUCACCUCUUUCUACUUCAAGGACCACAAAUACACCGUUAAGGUCCAGGAGAAGGACCGAGGAGUUCUGGCCAAGCAUCCGGACAACAUACAUUCAGCGCCUGAUCUUAUGGGGUUAAUGGAAAAGCGCGUCGGCACCAACUACAUGUCCAUCCUUACCGUCGGCGACCGCAAUUUCCUGAUCUGGGGACACCCCCCACCCCCUGAAUCUGGCUCGCAGGUCAAGACUGUCUGCUACCUCUUCGACCCUCACAUGCAGAGCGAGACUGGACAGCCGCAUAGAUUGCAUGGUGGCGCCGCGUUCAUUCGUUACGCCGGCGUCACCUCGUUCGUACUUGACUUCGUGGCCAACUAUGGGGGGCUGGACGCCAGCAAACGGGAGUGCCCCAUGCCACCAGUUAUCAUCACUGAUAUUGAGGUGCUAGCCCGCGAGCCACUGAUCCGUCAGCCGCGCUACGAGCUGGAUUUGAAGGCGCUACCCACCCAUUGCGAGUCCGAAUGGAUCAGUUUGCACAACAACACACUCAUCGAAAAGAAACAAGGGGGACAGUAUCCACUGGAAUCCCUGAGCGCCGUUUCGCUGGCGACGUCGCGCACCACCUCGCGUCGGAAGCUUCGCGAGUUCUAUCAGAAGGUCCCCAAAGAACCGGUGCCAACAUUGCCAAUGGCGCCCGAGAAGGGUCCCGUUUCGCCCACCAUGGACCAGAUCAUGGGUUUCCGUGGGGAGGACUUCUUCCUGUACUGCCCGAAAGGAGAGGCACAUAUGUUUGGCAGGGACGACAUGGUCACCCGACCCAAAUCGGAGACAAUCCUGCACAGCGUGGUGGACGUGGCUAACAAGAACUUCCCCACACAGUACGAGCAGUUGGAUGCUGAGAAGUGGAUACUACGAGCCACCAGGCAUAUGGCUAGUUACAGAUACAAGACAUUCAAAUGGUACACGGCGAUUCCGUGCUGCCUGGUCGCCCUGGCGAUGUUGCGUCGCCUCCGAGCGCGAGCGUGGAAUGAAGACAUCCUUGAUGAGACGCUAGAUCUUGGCUACAAUGUGUAUCGGGAGUCAUUACUGCCCCGCGGUGGACCGAUCAGACGUCUGGUGCUCGGUGAGAUGGCGGAGAGUUUCCAGAUCAGAGACAAGGAAUACACGCACAAGGAACAAGGCAUCGCAGUGUGGGGUAAGCUGGUAUCAAACAAUCCGAAGGUGUUCGAUCUCUGCCGAGGCCUGGACGAGUUCUUUGGGACUGCAGACUCUGGGAUACUUCAGAUACCCGGCGCGCUGGAGACUGCGAUCUGGAACGAAGGUGGCAUGUAUUAUCUGUACCACCCGUGGCCCGCCGACCGGUAUGGAAACAGGGUGAGCCUUCAAGGCGGCGGCAAGGCGUGCCUCCUCUGCUUCAAGCGGACUACCGGCCUCUGCGACCACUUCCUGGCCUCGAACCGCGACCUUCGCCGGAAGCCGUUCAGCAUCAGCGCCGUCAGCGUCACGGAGCGCCCCGGCGGACCGCUGCCUGAACCCAUCAAUAACCUUAAACCGGUGGCCCAAAACCGCUGGGUGGUCCGCGGCAGCUUCCACGAGGGAGACGAACGGUUCCCUGAAGAACAUAGGAACAAGCAGGCCACUCCUAUCUCUAUAGCCGCCAUCGCUAUGGCACAUGUAGCACCGAUUGAAGAGUGGACUCAGGAAGAAGUUAACGAGACGCUGAUCCGAGGUGACAUGCUCUAUGAAAGCACCAUGGAGAAUCUAGAGAAGAUGGGUAUAAGCAUGGACACCGGCCCAGCCGAGGGCGAGGGAGAAGCUGAAGAGGAACCGGCCCCAGCUGGGACCCUGGCCGCUGCUGACGUCAUGACCAGGUUCAGGAUAACGGACUUUGACUGUAUUGAGACGGAGGUCCAAGAUGGCGCGUUCGUUGGAUCCCUGUCGCCAUCGGAAGGAGUGCUGUCGUUGCGAGCCUCCCUGAAGAAGGUCUUCAACGAAGUGUCACACGCGGUGCUGACCGCUCGAGGGAACUCCAUGGCGUUGAUUAAAGCUGACAACAAGUACUACAUGUUCGAUCCACAUGCGUGCGACGAGAAUGGCUACCCGUCAGAUGACCUGACAGCCUCAGCCUGCCUGGUCUGCGUCGGUAGUUCCAUCAACGCACUAGCAGCCGCCAUUGAGAGUAACCUGCCUCCUGGCAGUGAUGAUUCUUUCAACAUCUCGCCUGUCGAAGUUGCGCUGGCUAAACUUAAUAUGGAGUUGGGGGCUCCUGAACCCAAUUUAGAGAGCAAGGAUUUCACUUGGAUUCAGAAGCGCGCCGCAGCCAUCAUGCCCGGACCACGCGGGGAACACUCGGCGAUCGGUAAAUCUGCCAAAAAGGCCGGCAUUGGGGAUGAGGACAAAGCUGGAAGAACUUUAGCGUUGCCUGCCGUCGCAGCAUUCGCGGCAGCCACCGACGCGGUGCCUCCGCCGCACAUGCAUCAGGACCACAUGUUCAACUUCUUAGAUGCUGGCGCCGACUACUACCUCCAGCACGUGAAGAAGACAGGGAACAAGAAUAUUAACGUCGAAGACUUGUCGCAGAAGUUCGAGAUGGGCGCCAACACCUUCUCCAUCGCGCUGGAGGAAGCUUACGCGAGGCUGCCUUUGCGGCUGCCUGAUGAACCUACCGGGGAAGGCGCCGAGGCCGGCGGCGGGGAAGCGGGGGAAGAGACUGAAGAAAUAAAACAGAUGAAAGACCUGAUGAACAAGAUGUGGAACGACCAGACGAAACCGACACAGACUGCGUUACUCCUCGGUGACUACCACCAACUGGGAGUGUGGUGGUCGGCCGGUGGUCAAGUGGUCGCGUUCGACCCGGCGCCUACCAUGCCACGUCUUAUGCUCACGGAGCAUCGGAUACAGAAAGGUGACGAGAUCCGUCUCCAGCGCAUCAGGGAUGAGAUGGUCGGUGAAGGAGGGGGUGGAGGGGACGAGGACGAGGAAGCGGGGGGCGAGGGCGAGGCACAGCCGGAGCCGGAGCCGACACCGGUGCCGCGCGAGGCCACGCCCGUCCUCAUGGUCUUUGCCAGUCCUUCGGAGUUCAUUGACAAACUCACACUCCAAGGCCCCCUGGACCGCAAGCAAUGUCUGGCCCCAUACAAGUUGUACACCGUCAAGGUCAUCAAUGAGCUGACCUCGCUAGUGAAGGACAAGCGACCCGGGUCCAAAGGAGGCGAGGACGAGGACGAGGGAGAAGAGACCGAAGUCCUAGUGGACCCCCUAAGCGACGAUGCGGUUGGAAAGUAUAUGGUGCGGACGGGCCGCACGGUCGCGUCAGUCCGCGGUCGCGUCGCGCAACAUGAGAACUACUUCAGCGAACCCGCGAGGGACAACCAGGACGCCGCCAUGUCAUUGGUAGCCAUCGCGGUUUCACACAUCGAGCCAUACCUCUACUGGAAGCCGGCCCUCAUAGACGCUGUGGUCAAAUAUGGUGACCGGUUGUAUACGAUGUCGCUGGGAAGUGCGAAAAACCCGCCGCGGGUGACCACUACAGAGUGUGUGCGGGACUAUAGGAUGACCAACUUUAACGUUAGAACGACUGUAGGUGACGAUGUAGUGAACGGCGAUCUGAAGGCAGGCGAUUCCGGAUCCCUUCUCAAUGUGCGUCGGGCCAUCGGCAAAUUCUUUGAAUCGAACAAGUACGGUGUGAUCUGCGCGAAGGACUACUGCGCGGCGAUCUGGCAAGGAGAGGCCGGCUCCUUCUGCAUGUUCGACCCUCACUCCGUCGGGCCCACCGGCAAGUCAUCUCCCAUUGGAGGGGCUGGGCUGAUUGUCUUCAGCACGACGGAUGACCUGGCUGACACUUAUCGAGAGAAUGUUGAGGCACUUACUCGGCCAGGGAAUAACCUUUUCUCGAUAACUCCAAUCUCGGUUGCGUGGGAGUUCACUCCAAUACCGGGCAAGGCGGUGGCGCCGAGCGCCGUGCCCGACGAGCCGUAUGAGUGCAAGGUGCUAACAGCAUACGUGGAGAUGGGUAACGGCCGCACCAUUCUAAGAGGCUCGCGUCCGCCAGACUCUAUGAGGUUCUGUCGCGAUGCAGUACUGCAGUCAGCUGCAAGUGCAAUCGUCGGCGCCUGCAUGUCGCACGUGCGUCAGCCGCAUCUCUGGACGAGGAACACUGUCGAUCAGGUGAUGUCAGAGGGUUGCAAGCUGUUCACGGCGUCCAUCAACAAUCUUGGCUACGAGUUCAGACCUGGAGACGACAUUCUCAUGCCCUUACAGGUGAUGAAGCGUUUCAUCCUGGGCUCGAACUACGUCCGCUUCGAUCUGCAGGAGAUCUCUGGCGGACGGAUCGAUCAGGUGAAACCCGAGGGUGCAGACACGUUGAGAACGGCGAUAGCCCGCUUCUUCGGGCGCAGAAACACGCACGGCAUUAUAUGGUGCGCGCCGUACGCGGCCGCCAUAUGGUCGGCACGGGGUCCGACUCCGCCGUACUAUAUGUUGGAGCCGCACGCUGCCGGACCCACAGGCUUGAGGACGGACGGACGGGAUAUCGGAACGGCGUGUGUUCUCACGUUUACUUCUCCAAAACUCUUGGCGCUUGCCUACCUCCAAAACAUCCCUCCGAAAGACCGUCUAAAAAAGACCUACCACCUCUUCAAUAUCUCCGUGCAUGUGGCACCCAUCAAGAAGUUACUAAAGGAACCGCCAUUAGUCAAGUCUUCACCUGAUGUUAAACUGGUGCCCGCCACGAGCAAGGUUGGCGUCGACGGUCUGAGACGGCGAGCAUCCGAGGCGGACAGAAAGCAUCCGCCUGGUGGUAUCACCUGUAAGGAUGCUCAGAGGGCCACGGAGGCUCAGGACAAGGAGGAAGCCAAGCUGAAAGGUCGUCGCAACGCAAACGGCUGGCUGGUCCUCGCGGAUGGCUCGCAGUACCUGAGCGCGCGACAUUCCAUCGCUUGUCGCAAGUUCCCUCACGGUUCCCGCGGCCACCAGGCCCUGGCGUGCGCCGUGAUGGCGGUGGCGAUGUCCCGAGUCCAAGAUGUCUGCCGCUGGUGCUCUUCCACGUUGGAUGCUAUUCUGCUGAGCGGAGACCAGCUGUACCAGGACAGCUACUUGCACUACAGGCCAAAGGACUCCAAAAUACUUCAGAUAGAACAGAUCCUUCGCAAGUUCUACACGCCGGGCAACUGCGUGUGUCGUGUGGUGGUGUUCCAGCCUCGGCAGGUGGGCCAUGUGGACUCCGACCUCGCCACACAGCUCACGGCGUUCUUCAAAGAGGAGAGGCACGGCGUGCUGGUCGCGGGGGAUGGAGACUUUGCUGUCGCACUCUUCAAGGCGCCCAGAGGGUUCUACAUGUUCGACGCAACGGACCGCGACCGCUACGGGCGGGCUGUACCACCUCCCUGUGUCGGACACGCACGCGCUUGCUUCUCGCAAUAUCCUACAGUUCAAUCUCUAGCAGAUAAGCUCGGCGCCAACAUACCGCCCGUGAUGAAGGCUGAGCAAGAGGCCGGGCAGGACAAUACUUCAGAACCCAAAGAGUCCAAGGCUGAACAGAACGGUACUGAGGAACGUAAAGAGUCCAAGGUAUCAUUUAAGGAGGAAGCGGCAUCGUUUAAGAUUUACGGCAUGGAAGUUACGAGUUUACGAAGAUUGAACCAGUACGAGAAGUGAACAGUGAGCCAGUGGUACACAGUGAACCAACGUAUUUCGUCGCCGUUCAUGAUGUGCUACAUAAAAAAUGUGUUUGCGGGGGUUGAUGAGUUUGAGAAGUGAGCCAAUGGUAAACAGUGAACCAGAAUUGUGGAUUUUCUCAUGUUUGAUCAAUAACUCGACUUUCACAAAUAUUUGCACGGUUUGUUAGUUCCUAUUCUUAUUUUUGACAAUUUAUGCAGUUACGAGUAAUUCGUUAUGUUGAAGUCUCGAAACCAAAAUUUAACAAAAAUAUUGUUGUGUUUAUGUCGUGGCCAUUUUGUAUUUGAAACAACGUUUUAAUAAAAAAUGAAACUAA
Molecule: messenger RNA, 6934 nt
Organism: Cydia splendana
Lineage: Eukaryota; Metazoa; Arthropoda; Insecta; Lepidoptera; Tortricidae
Exons: 54
Coding region: 211-6597 (2128 amino acids)
Source: RefSeq, a predicted model, not a curated record